Molecule: messenger RNA, 2490 nt
Organism: Closterium sp. Naga37s-1
Lineage: Eukaryota; Viridiplantae; Streptophyta; Zygnematophyceae; Desmidiales; Closteriaceae
Source: the annotation of a GenBank genome assembly
AUGCCUGCUGAGCGACAGAAAAAGCGGCCUGGCAGCCUCCUGUGGCAUAAUGGUGCAGCAGCAAAGAAACGAUGCUGUGGAUGGACAGGAGAGCAGCAGGAGGAAAGACCUGCCGCUGCCAGGAAUCCGCACAAUCCCUCCACACUGGGAGGAACAGCAGGCGGCGGUGGUGGGAGUGGCGGACUUAAAGCCCCAGCUGCCGCUCACAUCAUGCUGCAUGCUGCCGUCUUUCCAGGUUGUAUCAGCCCUCUGGCAAGCUCACGCGAGACCACCACGAGGAGCAGUGGUAGCUUGCUGACUCCUGCAAAUCGUUGGGCAGGGGCUCAUCGUGAUGUUGUGUCUGGUGGUGAUUCGGGUGGCAAGGACUGUGCCGACUUGUCUGCCGUCUCGCCAGCUGUCUCACCUGCAGUUUCGCCUGCCGCUCCGCCUGCCGUCUCACCUGCCGUCGCACCUGCAAUCUCGCCAGACGUCGCACCUGCCGUCUUCCCUGUCCUCGUCCCGGCCCUGGUCCCUACCCUCUUCCCUCUCUCAUUCACUCACCCCACACAUGCCUACCCUGUUCCAUCCUUUGCCAGUCUCCUGAAUUCCAUCUCGCCCGCCCGGCAACUCCACCGCCGAGUUGCCUCUGCCCCUGCCGCCUCUUCUGUCUGCGGCCCCAACAACAGGCGCAACAACUGGUGCGAAUCUCCAUGUGCUACAGCAGGCAAGGAGCAACCGCAGUCCAAAGCCCCAGUGCACAAGCAGCAGGAGUUGCGGAGUGGUGCUGAAGGUGCUGGUUGCUCCUUGUCUCGGUCCACAGAGACAUGUGUGCUGGAGAUGGAUGACCCUUCCAAGAGCUCCCACACUAAUGAGAAUGUGCUUGCAGCACCACAAAGUUUGCAUGGUGCACAAGGGGGCGUCCGCCCGCCACCGCCCCGCAACUCCAAGUUGCGCCUUGCUCUCUCACUCCCCCGCCCCGCUUUUGAGACGUGCAAAAGCUUCUCCACUCGUGUAGUGCUGUCUGCUAUCAUCACAUCACCACCAGAUCUGACUCAGAUCCACCUUAACUCGUCUACCCCACUCAUCCACCCAUCCAUGGCGGUCACCCCCGGCCACCACAUGAGCACGGUUCCGCUGCUGCGUGCAAGUGACCAGGUCCAACGACUGGUUCCUCUCGCGGAGUUCCACUGCCUUCCCCAAGCAGUGUUUCCAGGCCACCUGACCGUCAACUUCAGCCCAGACUGCCAGCAGCAACAGCACUCCCAGUGGGAGCACCUCUACCCGCAUGAGGCGAGGCGGCAGCAUGAGCAUCAGCAAGAACAGAAGGAGGAGCAGAAGCGGCCGGCUAGCCUCUUGUGGCAUGGCGUGGCGAAGAAACGAUGCUUUGCAUGGAACACAGAGCACAGCUCGCUUCCUCCUCACUUGACGGCCUACUGGCGUGCUGCUGAUGACGCUGCUGUUGCUACUGCCACUCCUACUGCUGCAACUCCUGCAACCGUGCAUUGGAUGGUUUCUAAGAAUGCCGCUGCAGCAGGAGCUGCUGAUGACUCUGCUGGUCUCAAGGGUCUCAACAACCCCAUCAUGACUCGUCACAAUUGGCACAAACAACAGCACCACCAUCACCAUGACAAGGCAACAGUGAUGAAGGCCUGUGCAGCUGAAGAGGCGACUCUGCUACCUACCAGCGCUACCACAACCAGCACCACCAGCGGAGCCAGCGCUGCCAGCAACAGAUCCGCCAGCAACUUGAAUGAUGAGGAGUGCAUCCCUUGGUGCAGUGAUGGGGCGUCUCAGAGCCCUUCUUCUCACCUCCAGGGUGCUGAGACUACGGCACACGCGGCUGGCUGUGCCACGUGGCAGCCUGAGGCGGCCAUUCAGGGCCUGCAGCACGCAGCUGUCUUCACGUGCAGCUUUGGCCCGGAGGCGGGUACUGGCGACACCGUUCCCUCCUCUAUGAACACACGCAUCCCGCUUCCCCACGUGCCCGUUACCCAUGGUUGCGCGGUCGCCCCUCUGCCGUUUAACAACCCUGCACACGCCCACCAUGUUCCAUCCUUCGCCGGUCUUUUGAAUUCCAUCUCACCUGCCCGGCAGCUCCACCGGCGGGAUGUCUCCGCCCCUGCCGCCUCUGCUGUCUGCUCUUCUCGCAACCACUCGGUUUCUCCAAGCCUUCCAGUGAAGGAAGCGCAGCUGCCUCCAGAGGCUCAAGCUCAGCAGCAGGAGAAGGAGAAGAGUAGCGCAUGCGACGUGUGCUUGGUAUCUUUCUCUGGAAAGACGUGUGUGCUGAAUAGUCCUUCCAUGGGCUCCCGUUGCUCACAGCAGCAGAAGCAGGAGAGGUGGCAGAGGAGAGUGCAAGAUCUGGUUGCACCAGGAGAUGCGUUGCUAGGCUUGCAUGAUGGCCAGUUGCAAUCUCCUGCAGAGCCCGGGAUUUGCUCUGUGUCAGGCAAUCCGACAGAGGGUUCUGAGGAUGAUGGGGACCUCGAGGAGCUACAGGACACUGCAUCGUCUUGA